This is a messenger RNA of Hydra vulgaris (swiftwater hydra), 3318 nucleotides long. RefSeq names its product integrator complex subunit 8. Gene Ontology annotation, cellular component: integrator complex. Gene Ontology annotation, molecular function: protein binding. Lineage: Eukaryota; Metazoa; Cnidaria; Hydrozoa; Anthoathecata; Hydridae. The record is from RefSeq and is a predicted model, not a curated record. Gene Ontology annotation, biological process: snRNA 3'-end processing.
UUAUUUAACAUUCUAUUAAAUAAAAUUAUUUAGAUUUGAGUUAAAAAAUGUUGUUUGAAGAAAAGAGGGUAAAGUAUUCUUAUUUUGAUUUUCUUUUGGAUAAAUCUGGUAAAGUGCUGAGGGCAUAUCUUGAAGAUAAAGAUAAAGAUCCUGCUCCAUUGGAUUUGUGUAAGUUAUUCAUUGAAAAAAGUUUGGCAGUAGCAACAUCAGCCUCUCUUGCACAAGGGGCUACAGAAGAUGCACUUAAGGUGUAUGAAACACAAAGAAUUUGGCAACCGUUGUGUAUUGCUAUGACUAUUGUAUCACAUUUGAAAUGGGAUCUUGACAUAAUUCAGAAAAGUAUUCCUCUGAAUCUCCAGCAGAUUUUAAUGGAAGAACUACUUAAAGGAUAUUCAAUUUUACAAACUCCCAAACCAGAGGACUUUGAUAUAAACAAAUUUGAUAAAUCUACUGCAAUGGUUCAUAUUAUUUACAAUCGAUGGGUUGUUAGAACAAUAACAAAAUAUGAAGAAAUGAAAGAAAGAGAUGUUUUGCAAAACAAUAUAUCGAUGUCAGUUAAAGAAAUUAAAGAGAAUCAAGAAGAACAAAUAUUUCAAAAAAUAAAAGAAUACAGAAAUCUUUCAUUGGAUAUUUUGGAGAAGGCCAUUUUGCUUGAUCAUGAUAUUGAAGUUCCUUUACCAAAACCACAACUAGUUUUACCAGACAAUAAUAUCGAUAACCCUAGCAACAACCCUAAUGAUAAAAAUCAAGAAAGUAAUGUUCUGCCAUCUGCAACAUAUGUUGUUUCUGUUUCAAAGAUUGUGUUAGAGGUUUCUUAUGAUCUAGGCUGUUAUUAUUUUCCAAAAGAAUUAUACAAUGAUGCAUGGAGACAUUUUCAUAAAGCAUUUCACCUUAUUGAAGAAGGUGGGGAAAGUUUGAAGUCACAUAUUGACUUUGAAAAGUUAUCUGGUUAUUAUCAAGCAUGUUCAAGUCUUGUAGACAAAAAGGUUACAAAAGGCAAUAACCUUUUAAUGCGAUUAGAAGAGUCUGCUAAUUCUGCAUUUACUGGAAUUACUGCAAUACUUAUGGAGGAUAAUAUUUUAAAAGAAAUUCCUUUUACACAGCGACAAAGUGUUGAAACAAAGUUGUAUCUGCUAAAUAUGGCCGAUACAUUGCAUAGUGUUUGUACAUUAAACUUUAUUAGAGCUUGUCUGGAUGGCUUGAUAAUAUCAGAAAGUUUUUUACUUUCCCUUAGUUCAAUGACAAAGUCUGAAGUUAAACUUUUUAUUGAAUUGUGCUGUAAAUGCUAUUCAAAGUUACGAUGUGAAUCAACUAAAGAACGCUUGGUUGAUGGAAUAAGGCUAGCCUUGCAGUUUUUUACUGAAGAGCAGAGAAUAGAUUGUCAAGGAAAUUAUGAUUUUGAGUUCAUCUUUGAUCAUGAUAAUGAAAAUUUAAUAUCCUCACCAAAAAAAACCAAAUUUGAUUUAGCUGAUUUAACUAAAAUGGCAGUUUCUAAAGAAGAAAAUUUACUUGGAGAGGUUGAAAUUGAUGACCGUAACAGUUCUUUGGCCCACUUAAAAGCAAAGUUGAUAGCAUGUUUUGACCCUGAGUCAAUAAAAGAUAUUCUAUUCACUCUGCAUAAGUUUUCUCCAGAAGAAUCACAUGCAGUAGGUUAUGAGUGUUCUAUAUAUGAAGAAAUAUUUGUAGAUGUGCAGGAUUUGUUAAUGCAAGAUACUGUUCACAUAUGUGUUUCAAAAGCAAAGCAGUUAUGUACAUUGAAGGAUUUCAGAGAAGCUUUGUCUAUUUUGAAUGUAUGCGUAGACACUUUGGUAUCUUAUGGAAAUAGAGUAAGUUCUGGAUGUUCAAUUUCACGUGUAAAAAACGUUUUGCAUCAUGAGUUAUUGUGGAUCGAACUUAAAUUUGCAGAGCAUGAUCCUGACAGUGCUAAGCCACAAGAGGCAUUGAGGCGUUGCAAAUCUUGCAUUCAACAUCGUACACAAGACCCCUCACCACGAUCACAUAUAUUUGAAGCAAUUGUUUUAUUCUUAAUCAACCACAAAGACUAUGAAUUUCUCAUAAAUUUGGGAGCAACGUCAGAUGUGAAAUCGGUUGAUUACAUUCAACUUGGUUUUAAUCUCUCAUCUGUAGUUUGUGGCCUUCAAAGAGGGUUAGAAGUUUUAAGAAAUGCUGCUAAAAGUCUGUGGGAAGCUGUUUUAAAUAUUAUUUUGGAUGGCGUUAUUAAAAAGCCAAUUGAUGGAAAGGGAGAAUGGAACUAUCAACAAUGUUACAUUAAUAAAGAUGAUUUGUUAUCUUUCAUCCAUCAAGUUAAAGAUGACACUAUAUUAUCACUGUUACUUUCAUGUGUAUCUUCAAUUCUUUGCUCAUCUAAAGCAGAUGGAGAAUUACUGUUAAAAGAUUCUUACACUUACCUAUGGCCAACUGGUCUUGUUGGUAAGAUUCCAAUCACUCCUUCAAAAGUAUUGCCUAUUUUAAAGUCACUUUGUGAUUGUUGCUUAAAGCGAAAUCCACGAAAUAUCACAUGGCUGAGAGUAAUGGCUGAUGUAUAUCUAGAUGAAGGAAAUUAUAAAAAUGCUAUGAAAUGUUAUCUUGAGCUUGGUUCUAUUGCAACAUCAUUUUUUAGUCGGUCAGUUCAUUCAAGUGUUUGGGAUGACAAGGUAUACAAAGGCAUGAUCAAAUGUUGUCAAGAACAAAAGUCAUAUACUCAGGUUAUCAUUUUAUGUCAGUUCACAGAUCCUGUGGAUUAUAACACUGCUUUUAAAGCUGCUCAAGAGAGACUUAGUGAUGAUGGAUCCGAUUGUUUUUAUGACUGUCUGUGGGAUGUAAAUAUUAUAGAAUAUUUAAUCUUUUGUCAUGCUAAAAGAGGAGAAGUAGAAAAACGAAAGCUUGCAGUGAAAAUUCUUGGUCAACCAGAGUUAAAUAACCGGGACAGUUCGCAAAUACAUGAUUUGUCAGCAGAAGUACGAAAAACAAAGUUCUUACGCUCAUUAGCCAAAAUUUAUUGGAUUUGAUUCUUUCCUUGGAAUAUCCAACAGCGUAAAAGAAAUGAAUGGCUUUGAAUUGAAAUGAAUGGCUUUUAAAUUACAGUCAACAGCUUAAAUCUUCAGGAAGUUAUUAUGCAAGCAAACAGAAGGGCAUUUUUUCAAGAGACUUUAAGAAAUGAUCUUGUUUUUAAACUCAUCAUUAUAAUGAGUUACCCUAUAGUUUACUAAUGGCCAAGGAGAGUUGUUGCUGAAGGUUGUUUAUAAAACCUAUGAAAAUAAUUUGUCAUGAAAAAGAUUUGAUUUUUAGAAAGAAAAAAAAGUUGACAGAAAACUUGAA